AUGACCACUACCAACCCAGGCCCUCAUCCAGCCCGUCCAUCCGAGGAGAACGGUCCACGACCUCUUGCCAACAUCGAUUUCACCCCGUCCACGAGCCAGUUCACCCCCGAGUCCAGCGUUCCGGCGUCGAGAGAUGGAGACACCGCGAGGAACGCGAUCCGUCGUGGGCCGGACCUUCAGAAGCUCCAGACUACUGUGUUGGGGGCGGAGGACGGCGACGUGACCUCAUGGCCGACGUCCGCGGAAUCCGCCUCGAUCGAGGGCGUCGCCAACCGCUUCCGAGACGUCGUUGGCGACGAGCCCGAGCCGGCACACUCGGUGUCCCGGGCGUACACGGCGGAGGAGGAGAAGCGCGUGGUGAGGAAGUUUGACACGCGACUGACGCUGUUGAUGGCGUUCCUGUACAUGCUCUCCUUUCUAGACCGGUCAAAUAUUGGAAAUGCCAAAAUCGCCGGUUUGAUGGACGAUCUGAACCUAUCCUCUUCGCAGUACGAGUGGGUCCUCACGGCCUUUUACAUUACAUACAUCUUGUUCGAAUGGAUGACUCUCAUGUAUAAGAUUGUUCCGGCACAUAUCUACAUCCCUCUGUGUGUUCUCGGCUGGGGCUUGGUUGCAUCAUUUCAAGCGCUUGUGACCUCCUUCUCCGGACUGUUAGCGCUGAGGGCCCUCCUGGGGAUUUUUGAAGCUGGGUUUGGACCGGGUCUGCCUUUUUAUCUGUCGUUCUUCUAUAGACGCGAAGAACUAGCAUUUAGAACUGGCAUGUUCCUUUGUGCUGCUCCUCUAGCUACCUCGUUUGCUGGCAGCCUAGCCUGGGUAAUUGUCUGGUUCAACAAAGACGGGCCGCUGGCACCAUGGCGCGCCCUAUUUCUCGUCGAGGGAUUUCCAAGCGUGGUAGUGGCUUCAAUUAUCUGGGCAUAUAUCCCAGACUCGCCUGGCAAAGCCAGAUACCUUACCCGUCGUGAAAGAAAAGUUGCAAAAUGGCGACUUCUUGAAGCUGGCGAUAAGCAAAAGAAGCAUGAGCCCCAGGAUCGCGUGUUCAAUUGGCGUGAAGUCGUUCGAACUAUUUGCGAUCCCAAGGCAUACCUUACUGCUUUCAUGGCGUUCAGCUGCAAUGUUGCAUUCAGUUCCUUACCCGUGUUUCUACCAACUAUUUUGAAUGAUAUGGGCUACUCUAGGCUUACAGCUCAAGCACUCUCCGCACCACCGUAUUUGUUCGCCUUUCUCAUAGUUCUCUUAACGGCUUCUAUCUCCGACCGCAAUCGCAGCCGUAGCCCGUACAUCAUUAUGCACGCCCUUAUCUCAGCAACAGCUUACCUGCUGAUUGCCUUGAGUGGUUAUUUUCACGCAUAUCUUCCAGAGCCUGUGCACAUUCUCGUCCGCUACAUCUGUAUAUAUCCUGCUGCGGCAGGUUUCUUUUCUGCUAUCACCCUCAUUAUUACCUGGACAAUGGAUAAUCAACCUGCAAAAGAAGGUAAAGGAACAGGGAUGGCAAUCCUAAACGUCAUCGGACAAUGCGGGCCUCUGGUUGGAACCAGACUCUACCCUGCCGAGGAUGCGCCGUUAUAUGUUCGAGGGAUGGCGUUGUGCUCUAUGUUCAUGGUUUUUGCUGCACUGUUGGCAUAUUCAUUGCGGGUAUUGCUGCAGAAAGAGAACAUGCGGUCUGGAUCACGAUCGGUAGGCCGAAAUAGAGGAGAAGAAACCCAUACCAUAGCCGAGGAAGAGGGCUUAAUAGCCCCCGACUCAUCGUCUGCUGCUUUUGGGGGUGUAGAGAAAACGGGCAACGGCAGGUUUGUUUACAUCAUUUGA
Molecule: messenger RNA, 1806 nt
Organism: Ophidiomyces ophidiicola
Lineage: Eukaryota; Fungi; Ascomycota; Eurotiomycetes; Onygenales; Onygenaceae
Exons: 4
Coding region: 1-1806 (601 amino acids)
Biological process (GO): transmembrane transport
Cellular component (GO): membrane
Molecular function (GO): transmembrane transporter activity
Source: RefSeq, a predicted model, not a curated record